AACUAAAUAUUUAUACUCUGUGCUGAAUAUACUUGAAGUAGUUCCCACUUGAAGUGCUAUAACUCUGAUUAAUGUAAUGGAAAAUAAAGCAGAUAAUAUUGAUCCAACUGAAAUGGAAUCCCAUAUGCCAAGUACCUCCGUCAAACAAAUUAAAAUAUGGUCAAACACCGAAACGAACCAACUGUUGAGUCUUUAUAAAAGUUUAAUAAGCGAAGUUGGUAAAAGAUUUGCAAAUCAAAAAGAAAUGUGGUUCGAAAUUUCGACUCACUUUCCAAACAUGACUACUCAACAAUGUCUCUCAAGAUUAAGGACUGUAUUUAAAAGAAAGAAAAAAGGAAUUAAAAAAGUCUAUAUAACGAAGGCUAAAAGAAAUACGAACCAUUUGGAAACUAAAGGUGAUGAAUUCGGUAUCGUCAGAAUACAUAAUAUGGAAUUUAAACCAGACGAUAUUCCAAGUCAUGUCAAAAACAUCCAAGUAUGGUCGAGCAGUGAAACUAAGCAAUUAAUGGAACUUUACAAAAGUUUAAUUUGUGAUGUUGGUCCACAAAAAAGGUUUUCGCAAAAAAAGGAGAUGUGGUCGGAAAUCUCUACACACUUUGCAAAUAAGGAUCCUAAGCAAUGCGAAACACGAUUCACGCAUAUUCUAAAUAAACAAAGAAAAGGAUACAAUGCCUUUUCUAUACAAUACAUCAGAGGCAAUACUGUGAGGUCAAAAAAUAGAAAAACCUACAAAAGCAUUACCAAUGAUAGAGAGGUGAAUGAAUAUGAAAAUAAUGAACGUAACACACAAGAGAAAAAACUGCUUGCUGCCACAGAACUGAAAGAGAAACCCAUUCAGGAGACUUUGCUGGAGCUAGCUGCUAAGAAAGAAGAAGCUAAUGAAAGACGUCAUAGAGAAAACAUGGAGGUUUAUAAAAAUAUGAAACAUGUAUUGCAACAAAUUUUAGUUAGUAAAAAAUAAACUAUGUAUAUUUCUCUAUAUUAAA
Messenger RNA from Calliphora vicina (urban bluebottle blowfly), 986 nucleotides. RefSeq lists its product as uncharacterized. The transcript has 3 exons. NCBI's taxonomy places the organism in Eukaryota, Metazoa, Arthropoda, Insecta, Diptera, Calliphoridae. The record is from RefSeq and is a predicted model, not a curated record. The coding region runs from base 77 to 961 and encodes 294 amino acids.